AUGGAAGUGGAGAACCAGACCCGGGUCUCCAAGUUCAUCCUGGUGGGGUUCCCUGGGAAUUUGAGCAUGCGCACAGCAGUGUUCCUGACCUUCCUCGUGGCUUAUAUUCUGACAGUAGCUGAAAACGUGAUCAUCAUCGUGUUGGUGCAGCAGAACCGGCCGCUGCACAAGCCUAUGUACUUCUUCCUGGCCAACCUGUCCUUCUUGGAGACCUGGUACAUCUCUGUCACUGUGCCCAAACUGCUGUUCAGUUUUUGGUCUGUGAGCAACAGCAUCUCUUUCACUCACUGCAUGAUACAGCUGUACUUCUUCAUCGCGCUCAUGUGCACGGAAUGUGUGCUCCUGGCUGCCAUGGCCUAUGACCGCUACGUCGCCAUCUGCCGGCCACUUCACUACCCUACCAUUAUGAGCCAUGGGCUCUGUUUCCGCCUGGCUCUUGGCUCCUGGGCCAUUGGCUUUGGCAUCUCUUUGGCAAAGAUCUACUUUAUCUCCCGGCUCAGCUUCUGUGGCCCGAAUGUCAUCAAUCACUUCUUUUGUGACAUCUCUCCAGUGCUGAAUCUGUCCUGCACAGACAUGUCCAUAGCUGAGUUGGUAGACUUUGUUCUGGCACUGGUCAUCUUCCUCUUCCCACUCUCCAUCACUGUGUUGUCCUACGGGUGCAUUCUGGCUACUGUUUUACGCAUGCCCACGGGAAAGCAGAAAGCAUUUUCCACUUGUGCCUCUCACCUCGUGGUAGUCACCAUUUUCUAUUCAGCCACUAUUUUCAUGUAUGCCCGACCCCGGGCUAUCCAUGCCUUCAACAUGAACAAGAUUAUUUCCAUUUUCUAUGCCAUUGUCACCCCUGCUCUCAACCCUUUCAUCUAUUGCCUAAGGAACCGAGAGGUCAAAGAAGCUCUGAAGAAACUGGCCUAUUGCCAGGCCGUAGGGUCUGAUUAG
Tupaia belangeri chinensis (Chinese tree shrew) is the source of this 936-nucleotide messenger RNA. RefSeq names its product olfactory receptor family 6 subfamily B member 1 (gene OR6B1). Bases 1 to 936 code for a protein of 311 amino acids. Gene Ontology annotation, biological process: G protein-coupled receptor signaling pathway. The record is from RefSeq and is a predicted model, not a curated record. The transcript has a single exon. Gene Ontology annotation, cellular component: membrane. NCBI's taxonomy places the organism in Eukaryota, Metazoa, Chordata, Mammalia, Scandentia, Tupaiidae. Gene Ontology annotation, molecular function: olfactory receptor activity; G protein-coupled receptor activity.